AUGAACCCCACGCAGCCCGCCGCCAAAAAGGCGUGCGACAAGUGCCGGCUGCGCAAGAUCAAGUGCGACCUGACCCAGCCCUGUGCCAGCUGCACUGCCCGCAACUUUGAAUGCACAUAUCAGACCCCGCACCGCAAGAGAGGGCCGGCUGGAAGACGGCUAGCCGAAAUCCGACAGCAGCAGGGUUGGCGGAGCGCCGAGCAGCUGCAGACGCCCACCAUCUCGCCUGGCCGCGACCAACCCCAUCUCCAGGACGGAGAUGCCAUCGACCAGCCCAUGACCGCCUCGUGGGACAUGCUGGGCUGCCUGCCGCAGCCGCAGCAGCCGCAGCCCGACGCCUGGCCCCAGAGCGAGGAUGAGUACCUGAUGCCCUCGUCGGCCGGCCAGACGUCGCAGACGUCGCAGAAUGCCUUCGACGACUCCAUGUUUUCGCUGCUCGCCCGCCCCCAGGCCCCGUCGUCGGGCAGCCUGCACCCGCGCCCGCCCAGCCUGCCCGACCCCACCAGCAUCUGGCCCUUGGGAAUCACCGACGAGAACCUCAUCCGCUGGAUCGACGUCUACUUCGAGCGCCUCUACCCGACCCUGCCCAUCCUCAAGCGCUCCUCCAUCUUCGCCCGCCUGCUGAGCCAGGAGCACCGCACCAAUCCCGACUUCGGCGCUAUGCUGCUCGCCCUGAGCGCCUUUUCGCUCAUUCAGCCCGUCCGCAUUUCUGAGUGGUCCUCAGCCUCGUCACGUGAGAACAUGGUCAACUUCAUGCUCUCCGAGUCGGUUAAGAUGCGGGCCUCGGUCGAGUUCGGCGAGAACCCCUCGCUCGACGCCAUCCUGACGAGCGUUUUCCUGUUCGCCUGCCUGUUCCAGCGCAACCAGCACAAUGCCGCCUGGUUCCGGUUGAAGGAGGCUGUGGAGCUUGGGUCUGUCUUUGGCCUAGGCCGGUCCGAGUGCUACGCCAACUGCGAGGCCGAGCAGAAGCAGCAGCGCCUGAGGAUCUACUAUCUACUUGCUGUCACCGAGAGGGCCUAUGCGUUGGAGAAGAAGCACCCAAUCACCUUCCUGGGCCACCCGAGCCUGGAAACGCGCUCGCUACUCGAAUCCGUCUCGGCUCCUUCCGAGGGCGACGACCUUGGCAUCGUCAUCCACGACGAGGCCGAGUCCAACGGCAUGCUCGGCCUGCUGAAGCUCAUGACGCUGUUCGACCCCAUCGACGAGAACUUCGUGCGCUGCUGGAACGGCCAGUGCGACAAGACGGGCGGCCGGUGCCGCUUCCUCGACGAGCAGAUGGCCAUCACCAUCUACGAGAACCUCACCCGACACAGCAUGGCAAACUCGACGGGCGUUUCCUCCAUGUUCACCAACGCCCCGCCCUGGUUCAUGAACGCCACGCUCAAGGACACGCAGGUGGCCGAUCUCAUGGUCAACGAGCAGUGGCUGCAGAAUCGCUUCUGGAACCUCUGUCUCUCGCACCGGAUCCUGUCGCCGCAGGCCGAGCACCCCGCCCUGCAGGUCUUCCAGGCCGUGACCAUCGCCGAGAACACGCUGCGCGUCUGCUCGGGCCUGUCGCUCUCGUCUCUGGAAGUCCACGGAGUUGGCACUAUCGAGAAGUUGUACUGCAUCGUCGAGAGUGCGGUGGCGGCGAAGCGAUAUAGUGAGAGCAUCAGCUACGGGGCCCAGGUGGCGGCGCUGUCGCCACACGCUUUCAACAACACCAGCGCAUCAUUAUCUCCGUCAGACCCGCUCAUCCACGGCUUCCUCGACUUCUUCAAGAAGAUCCGAGCGGGCCAACAUCCGUUUCUCGGCAAGCUUUCGGCGCUGGUGGGGCAGGAGCUGGGAGUUGACAGCAUCUGA
Messenger RNA from Lasiodiplodia theobromae, 1842 nucleotides. Its product is annotated as C6 transcription factor. Gene Ontology annotation, molecular function: DNA-binding transcription factor activity, RNA polymerase II-specific; zinc ion binding. The coding region runs from base 1 to 1842 and encodes 613 amino acids. The record is from RefSeq and is a predicted model, not a curated record. NCBI's taxonomy places the organism in Eukaryota, Fungi, Ascomycota, Dothideomycetes, Botryosphaeriales, Botryosphaeriaceae. The transcript is spliced from 5 exons. Gene Ontology annotation, biological process: regulation of DNA-templated transcription.